CUGCUUGCCUUUGAGUGAGGAGGCAGCAGCUCAUUUUCCUCACCAUGAUUAUCCUCCUGCAGCAUCUCUUCUUGCGGGCCACAGACUUACUGCUCGCGACGACCCUUUCCUGCCUCUUCUAUGGCUUCGUAUGCAUUUCUAUUGCAUCUUUGGCCUGCUUCAUUAUCCUCUUCUCCUUUGGCAUUGUGGAGAGGAAUACUGAUGUGAAAGGGAGAGCAAUUGUCAUUCUCGUGUCCAACAGCUCCAUUGGGAGGAUGUUUGCAAGGAACCUGAAUAAAGCAGGUUUCAGGGUGUCUGCUGCACACUGGCCUCCUCGAGAGAAGGGUACAGCUACAGAAGAAGAAUGCUCCUCAAGCACUGAGGUAGCCCAGCUCCACAUGACUGAAGAUGAGUAUCAGAAGACAAUGAAAACCUUCAUAGAAAGCCACUUAUCCCUGAAAGGAUCUGCAGAGGAAGGACAUUUUGGAAGUCAGAUCAUGCACCACGAAGCCUCCACUACUGCGGAUAGCCUUCAGAGGGGUGAAGCAUCCAAAAGACAAGAAGUACCUGUGGUCAGCUCCUGCGGGACUCUGCAUGGCCCAGGAUACAGCACUUCUAUUCACUAGCAGCCCAGAGGCUCCAGGAACAGGUGCCCUGCACACUGACAGAGGGGUACAGAUCAAACGCUCCAUUGCCUCCAUCAGCAUUUAGGCUGAUUUGCACUAGUACAAUUACUCUGGUAAAGACAAGACCUAAAAGCUCACAAAGCUGUGAGCCAGCAUAUUCCUGCUCCAGAAAUGAACAACGCAGA
Messenger RNA from Pezoporus flaviventris, 790 nucleotides. RefSeq lists its product as uncharacterized. The record is from RefSeq and is a predicted model, not a curated record. NCBI's taxonomy places the organism in Eukaryota, Metazoa, Chordata, Aves, Psittaciformes, Psittacidae. The transcript is spliced from 3 exons. Bases 45 to 605 code for a protein of 186 amino acids.